AUGGAAAAUAGAAAUAUAUCUUUACCUCCUGGUUCCUUGAUUGUGCUUGCUCACAAGGAAAAAGAGAUCACCAAUGCUUUGGAGGGAGCUGGUGCUCAACCAUCGGAAGCCGAAGUUGCCCAUGAAGUGGCCAUGAUGUCUCGAACUAACAUGUAUAGGCCGGGAAUCGAUGUAACUCAGGCUGAGCUUGUUCCCCAUUUGAAUUGGAGGCGGCAAGAGAGGACUGAGAUGGUUGGAACCUGGAAGGCCAAGGUCUAUGAUAUGCUUCAUGUUAUGGUGAGCGUGAAGUCCAGGAGGGUUCCUGGUGCUAUGACUGAUGAAGAGCUCUUUUCAGUGAAUGAUGAUGAAAGGAUUGUUAAUGGGGGUGAACACAAUGAGGAUGGCGACAUAUUAACGCCAGAGGAAAGAAUGCAGUUGGAUUCUGCACUUUGCAUGGGGAAUUCACAUGGUUUUUGUGAGGACGAAGAACCUCAGGUUCAGGAUUGCCAUGAAAAUGGGGAUGGGGGUUCGUUUGAAACUUGUGAAUCCAAUGUUAUCUUCAAGGAGAAGAAGAGUUGGUUUGGUUGGAACCAGAAAGGUUCAAAGAAAGAAGGUGAUGAUCUCGAAGAUUCAAAGAUUCCACAGAAGUUCUCAAAAUUGGCUCCCGAAGGGAGCAAUGAACGACGCAAUGAUAGUCAAAGAUCAUUGUCUGAAUUUCCCAAGGAAGAUAUGGGGGAUCUUAAAAAGAGCAAAGAUAAAAGCACCAAGAUGAAAAAGAAAAAAGGGUCGGCAAGUGAGCCUAAGCAUGAGAGCGAGUAUAAGAAAGGUUUAAGGCCUGUUUUGUGGUUGACACCAGAUUUUCCCCUGAAAACAGAAGAGCUCUUACCCUUACUUGACAUCCUGGCCAACAAGGUAAAAGCUAUUAGGAGGCUGAGGGAGCUCUUAACUACUAAACUACCUCCUGCCACAUUUCCUGCCAAGGUUGCCAUCCCAAUUGUCCCAACCAUUCGGGUCCUUGUCACUUUUACAAAGUUUGAGGAGCUUCAGCCACUGGAAGAAUUCUCAACUCCUCUCUCCAGCCCUGUACAUUUUCAAGAUGCUAAGUCUAAGGAGUCAGAGGGGUCCACAUCAUGGAUUUCAUGGAUGAGAGGAAGCCGAGGCGAGCAAUCAAGUGACUGUGAAAGUCGCAGCUUUAGGGAUGAGAUUGACCCAUUCCGCAUACCAUCAGAUUAUGCUUGGGUGGACGCUAAUGAGAAAAAACGCAGGAUGAAAGCCAAGAAAGCAAAGAGUAAGAAGCAUAAAAAACAAGCAGCUGCUAGAAAUCUGGAUGGUGGCCACCAGUUGAGUGAGGAUUUGAAAGAAUAG
This is a messenger RNA of Ilex paraguariensis (yerba mate), 1344 nucleotides long. Lineage: Eukaryota; Viridiplantae; Streptophyta; Magnoliopsida; Aquifoliales; Aquifoliaceae. The record is from the annotation of a GenBank genome assembly.